Molecule: messenger RNA, 2557 nt
Organism: Salarias fasciatus (jewelled blenny)
Lineage: Eukaryota; Metazoa; Chordata; Actinopteri; Blenniiformes; Blenniidae
Gene: ttc8
Product: tetratricopeptide repeat domain 8
Exons: 15
Coding region: 79-1620 (513 amino acids)
Biological process (GO): non-motile cilium assembly
Cellular component (GO): ciliary basal body; BBSome; non-motile cilium
Molecular function (GO): protein binding
Source: RefSeq, a predicted model, not a curated record
AGAGGAAGCUUCUCUUCCGCCAUCGUCCCGUUCGCUUACUGACUUUUCGCUGAUUGCGUUGGUUUUUUGCGGAAAACCAUGGAGGUGUCAAUGGACCCUUUGUUUUUGGCGUGGAGCUAUUCGAGGAGGCGGAAGCUCCAGCAGUGCUCCGACAUUUGCACAAAUAUCCUGCAGGACAAUCCCUACGACCAGGACUCAUCCUUGCUUAUGUCGGAGGCUGCGUGGAGCUUGAAAACCCAUGCUCUGACAGAGAUGGUAUACAUUGAUGAAAUUGAAGUCGAUCAGGAGGGGAUUGCUGAGAUUAUGCUGGACGAGAGCUCUAUUGCUCAGGUUGCACGACCCGGAACAUCUCUGAGACUUCCUGGAACAAGUCAAGGUGGAGGUCCUACACCCGCUGUCAGGCCAAUGACUCAGUCAGGGCGUCCCAUCACUGGAUUUGUGAGGCCUAGCACACAGUCUGGGCGUCCUGGGACGAUGGAGCAGGCCAUCAAAACCCCGCGCACUGCGAGCACAGCUCGUCCUGUCACCAGUGCUUCUGGAAGAUUCAUUCGUUUGGGGACGGCUUCAAUGUUAACGAAUCCCGAAGGACCAUUUAUUAAUUUAUCAAGACUCAAUAUGUCCAAAUAUUCUCAGAAACCCAAUUUAUCAAGCACCCUAUUUGAGUACAUCUUCCAUCAUGAAAAUGAUGUGAGAAACGCUUUAGAUUUGGCUGCUCAGGCUACUGAACACGCACAGUUCAAAGACUGGUGGUGGAAGGUUCAGCUGGGAAAAUGUUAUUACAGGCUCGGUUUAUAUAGAGAGGCAGAAAAACAGUUUCGGUCGGCCCUCAAUCAUCAAGAGGUGGUAGAUACAUAUCUCUACCUUGCAAAGGUCUAUCAGCGCAUGGAUCAACCAAUUACAGCCCUCAACCUCUUCAAACAAGGCCUGGACCACUUCCCUGGCGAGGUCACCCUCCUGACGGGAAUCGCUCGCAUCCAUGAGGAGAUGAACAACAUUUCAUCGGCGACAGAGUACUACAAAGAUGUCCUGAAGCAGGACAACACUCAUGUGGAAGCGAUUGCCUGUAUAGGCAGCAAUCACUUCUACACGGACCAGCCUGAGAUCGCUCUCCGGUUUUACAGACGGCUGCUGCAGAUGGGUGUGUAUAACUGCCAGCUGUACAACAACCUGGGCCUGUGCUGCUUCUACGCCCAGCAGUACGACAUGACCCUGUCUUCGUUCGAGAGGGCUCUGGCUCUGGUGGCCAGCGACGAAGAGCAGUCGGACGUCUGGUACAACAUCGGACACGUAGCCGUGGGUAUAGGGGACCUUACGCUGGCCUAUCAGUGUUUUAAACUGACUUUGGCUUUUAAUAAUGACCAUGCUGAGGCCUACAACAACCUGGCCGUGCUGGAGCUGCGCAAAGGUCACAUUGAACAGUCGAAAGCGUUCCUGCAGACUGCGGCGUCGCUGUCCCCCCACAUGUACGAGCCGCACUUCAAUCUCUCGAUUCUCUCUGAUAAGAUCGGGGACCUUCAGAGCAGCUACACCUCGGCCCAGAAGUCCGAGGACGCUUUUCCGGAGCACGUCGACACUCAGCAGCUUCUUAAACAACUUCGGCAGCAUUUUUCGGAGCUUUGAGGGUCCCACCCCUGUCAGAUGUGGCAUUAAUGCUCGAAUGGUGAAGCAAGGAAAUGCUGAUUUGUUAAUAGAAGCACAGUUAUACUAAAGUACCAGGUAAUGGGUUACACCUCCAACAUAAAAUAGUUGUGUGUGUUGUAUCUCAUUGUGUUUCUGUAUGUCGUUUUUUGAGACUUCACAGUUUUGAAUUUAGAGGCUUUUACAGAUGUACAGACAUUUUGUAGGUAUCCUUAUUCUUUCCACAGUUUUGAAUUAGUCCUCUGAGCAUUGCCAAAAAAAAGGUGAUUCUCAAAGUAGAAACAUCUUCACUAGUUUUUACCAUUUGUGAGAUAUGCUGUAUGUACAUAGAAGAUCGAUAAAAAGGAUUUAGCAUACUUUUGUAUGAAGCAGAUAUAUUUUCAUAUCUGAAAGUUUCUUUACGUUUUUUCGUUGUCCAUACUCGACAAUUGAAACAUUUCAGACAACUGACACCACAGGCUUGUGUGUUGCAUUAACUGGAAGAUUUUGGCUCCAUUUCACAAAUCCACUUCAGGCUAUACCUGCAUGGAGCAUCGUUCCAUGAUUGGAAGGGGUUGUCUGCUGGAUAUACAGCAGCACAGUCUUCAUUUUGUUGGUUGUUGGGCUCUCCUACACGCCAAUACCUGUAAAAAGAAAAAUGAAACAACUUUGCUGCUUUAAAUUAUGCAUGUACUCAAUGGAAACAUUUCAAAAGUAGCUAAUUAGAUUACAUAAUAUAAUCUGGACCCAAGUGUGAACAAAGCAACAUAAAAAAACUCUCAUUAUAAAUUACAAAAACUUGAUCAGUGGUAAUCUGUGACUUCCAAGUAUGUAGAUUUUUUUAGAUACCCUUCAGAUAGUCUGGUCCCAUCGACCCAUUUCCAGACUCCUUCCUGGUCCUGGUCUGUCCGUCCAGUCCAGAGACCAGUCUGGUCACGUG